Molecule: messenger RNA, 588 nt
Organism: Trichoderma atroviride IMI 206040
Lineage: Eukaryota; Fungi; Ascomycota; Sordariomycetes; Hypocreales; Hypocreaceae
Biological process (GO): chromatin remodeling
Cellular component (GO): Ino80 complex
Source: RefSeq, a predicted model, not a curated record
AUGGCCGCUCCCACAGAAGCGCAGCUCGCGCACAUCGAGCUCCUCGAACAACUCGACAUCCACUCCAUCCACAAGAACUUCCGCAACCCCAACUGGAAGCCCAACCAGCGACGAAACAAGAACCUCAAAGCCAUAGUAGGCGACGCGUCCAAACGAGAGGCCUCCGCGCUCGCCACGCCGCAAGACAUCAGCGGCGACGCAACUCCGGCCGACGACGGCCUGUCCACCAGCGGCACCUCGACGCCCGCGACAAGCAACAACGGAAACCCGCCGCCUCCCAACCUCGCGCAGGCAUCGCGUAGCUUGUCGAAGCUCGUGCUGGAGAAGUCGCUGAAGCCGCCCGGAGGAGGAUUAGCGACUGGAGGCGUGACGGCUCCGAGCGCGACAUACACAAACAUCGAGUCGGCCCCUUCAUUAGCACACUCGAAGCAUUAUUGCGACAUCACGGGUCUGCCAGCGCCGUACAUGGACCCCAAGACGAGGCUGCGGUAUCACAAUAAGGAGGUGUUUGGGUUGAUUAGGACAUUGCCUCAGAGCUCUGCGGAGCAGUUCCUGGCCGCUCGUGGUGCGCAUACGGUGCUGAAAUGA